AAAACUGUAGGAGCAGUCAAAACCGUGCUUCUAGACCGGAACCCUGGCCCCUUGGGGUGAAAAGGUACAUUUACCUGUUGGAAGUGUUCAAAAUAUAAGUUACAUUUCGGGUUAUAGUGGAGGGAAACGUUGGAUUAACGUUGUACUAAAACAGCGCCGCCAUGGAAAGCGGUGGCAGAGGGAACGUGUGCGACUACAGCCACAACGUCACCUUCUUCUACGAGUACGUAGGUAAGGACAUCAGCAGAGACUGGCGUGUCAGGGACUGUGUGGUAGUGGUCCUGGGCCUGACCAUCUGCCUCAUCAUGAUCCUGUCCAACAUAAUGGUGAUGGCAGCCAUCUUGAUCAACCGACGCUUCCACUUCCCCAUCUACUUCCUGCUAGCCAACAUGGCCGCCGCGGACCUGUUCGCCGGCUUGGCCUACACCAACCUCGUGCUCAACACAGGGCCCUGGACCAUCAGGCUGUCCAAGCAGCAAUGGUUCAUUAGGAAUGCUCUGGUGGACAUGAGCCUGACGGCGUCUGUGGCCAACCUGCUGGCUGUGGCGGUGGAGCGUCACCAGACCAUAAUUACCAUGCAGCUGCACAGCAAGAUGACCAACCGGCGUGUGGUGCUGCUGAUUGUGUGUAUCUGGGCAGUGGCUAUCAUCAUGGGGCUGGUGCCCUCCAUGGGGUGGAACUGUGAGUGCCAGCUUAGUGACUGCUCAAUCAUUGCCCCGCUCUACAGCCGCAGGUAUAUGAUCUUCUGGGCAUCUCUCAACCUGCUCACCUUUUCUGUCAUGGUGGCUGUGUACGCACGCAUCUAUGUCUAUGUGAGACGUAAGGGUAAACGGAUGUCUCAGCACACCUCCCACCAUCUGAGGCACAACGAGACUGUCGUCAACCUCAUGAAGACUAUCUCUAUUGUACUGGGUGUGUUUGUCAUCUGUUGGACGCCGGGCCUGAUGACUCUGUUGCUGGAUGGGAUCAUGGGUAAAGACAGCCAUGCCUUGACCUAUGAGAAGUACUGUCUGAUCCUGGCUGAGUGUAACUCCCUGGUUAACCCUAUUAUCUACUCCUUCCGGGACGAGGAGAUGAGGAGGACCUUUAAGUGUAUCCUGUGCUGCCUGUGUAGGAGGAGCUCUGACCACAAGGGAGAGCAGUCACCCAUGGAGUUCAACACACUGCAACCAGAGGUAGAUAAUGGUUGUGAAGUAAAAUCAGAGGAUAAAGCCAACUUCACUGCCCUCCAGCUGAUAAAGACAGAGUGGGGACAAGCCUCUUCACCCUGACAGCUGGAUUAAAUCAGGAGUCAUAUAGACACCAUGGACAUAAGAUCUACAGCCACUCAUGAACUUGCUGAAGCGGUACAGAUUGCACAAUAGAAAUGUACAGGUAAUUUCAGACUGACAUUGCCUUUAAAUUUAAAUGACACUUAAGCUGAACUUCCACGAUACAGAUUGAAUAAAGCCCUUAGUGGGGUUGAAACAGGACAAUGGACAAGCACUGGACAAUAUGGUUAUUUAUGACACCAUACUUACUUUCAUGUGUACAUUGUUGGAUGCUUGUUUAUACGUGUACAGUAGGUUUUGUUUAUCUAGAUGUUACACUAGCUAACACUGGGAUAUUUAGGGAAAGACUACCUCCAUGUGCCAUAAGUCAAUUCUGUGAUGCAUAAAGAGCCAUUAUAAAAUACUAGCAUGGGGAUAUAGGGACGCCUGGAAUUUAAACUAUCACGCUUUUACUAUUUACUUAAAAUGAAACUAUAGUUAAACUGCGUGAUAUUCGAUCAUGCGUGCGUACAGGUGGUCCCGGGAAUCAAACCCACAAUCCUGGCAUUACAAGCAGCUCUACCUUUACCAAUUUACGUUCUCCUGCAGGUCUUGUAGGCGGUUACAGGCUAUUAUACUUUGGGCUUAAUUUGAGUGUUGAAUACAUACAUUGCCAGAAUACAGAAUUAGGUAAAAUACCAUCAAAUGGUGUCUGUAUUUUAUUUGUUUAAAUGUCACAAGAGCAUAGAUGUAGUGACUAAUCAUAAAAAUAAAACAACCAAUAAAUAAUGAAAAGCACAAUUUUAUUAGUUUUUUUCUUCUAAUAAGGAACACUACAACUUGUCAUUAUUUUUACUCGUUCUAGAACAAUUCUAAAGUUGAGGUAUAAAAGGAAUUCAUACAGACUCACAGGUCUGGAAACAGUGGGGUUUUAUAUACAAGAGAAACUGAGACAGAGGUAGAGAGAGACGAGAGGGGGUAUUUAAAAUACAGGGGGACGAGGGAGCGAUAUACAAAGAUACUAACAAAAGUGACACAUUAAAGGGUUUAACGUAUCGUUUGAUUUGGUGCUGUGGAAUUCUAUGGCCGCAGGUAGAAUCUUAAAAUAUUAUAAUUCUAUGGUAGAAUCAAUCCUACAGUAGGUUGACUCAGUAUUGGCUCAACCUGUAUAGGAGUAGACUGCAGGAUUUGGGGUUGGUAGCACCAUCCUUGCAUUGAACUGUACCGUUACUACAAAAUACUGGGAGAAUUCAAAUUCACCAACGAUAGGUAACCAUAUUAAUGACGUCAAUCCAGACAAAAUGGCUGAAAUUGAAUGGAUAAGGGAAAUCAAGCGAUUUCUAAAAUGUGCGAGAAAUACGUUUUUCCCCCUGCUGUUGCGGUAAGGGCUGAUUAUAUGCUAGCAAGAUGGCCAACAAUGGCUCUAGCAUUAAUUCAGGGAUUAUUGCUAGACUGCGGUUUCACAAAUUCUAAUUGGAAUUCACACAGCACCAAACAAAACUACAAUAACCAUAACCCCCACACUGCAACCCCAAUUAACAAAUUAAAAUAUGCAAAUAAUCAUUCAACUAACAAAUGAACUUGACCCCAACCUCAGGAGAACACUAAAGACCAAACAACCAGGCAACUCACCCAAAAGGAAAAGCAAAAAUAAAGCAGAGGGUUUAUAAAAAGAGAAAAA
Messenger RNA from Coregonus clupeaformis (lake whitefish), 2931 nucleotides. RefSeq names its product lysophosphatidic acid receptor 2. Gene Ontology annotation, cellular component: membrane. The record is from RefSeq and is a predicted model, not a curated record. The coding region runs from base 162 to 1271 and encodes 369 amino acids. The transcript is spliced from 7 exons. Gene Ontology annotation, molecular function: lysophosphatidic acid receptor activity. NCBI's taxonomy places the organism in Eukaryota, Metazoa, Chordata, Actinopteri, Salmoniformes, Salmonidae. Gene Ontology annotation, biological process: G protein-coupled receptor signaling pathway.